Molecule: messenger RNA, 2684 nt
Organism: Trichomycterus rosablanca
Lineage: Eukaryota; Metazoa; Chordata; Actinopteri; Siluriformes; Trichomycteridae
Gene: cd44b
Product: CD44 molecule (Indian blood group) b
Exons: 8
Coding region: 175-1347 (390 amino acids)
Biological process (GO): inflammatory response; positive regulation of ERK1 and ERK2 cascade; cell adhesion
Cellular component (GO): basolateral plasma membrane; plasma membrane; macrophage migration inhibitory factor receptor complex
Molecular function (GO): hyaluronic acid binding; cytokine receptor activity
Source: RefSeq, a predicted model, not a curated record
UAGGCUAGCAGCCACCCAUGAUCUGCUUCCCUGAGGGUACCGGACUUACGCUUCCUUCCUCACUUACUCACUCACUCAUCUACUUCCUUACUCAUUUAAUCCAAAUCUAAGCAGCCUUACUUGUCAGAAAGGAUCUAAAGGAAUACAGUGCUCAAGUCUCAAAUCUCAGCCAACAUGUGGAUUUUGCUGCUUGGACUCAGUACUGGAUUGCUAGCCUCUUCCAUGGCAGGCUCUUCUCAAGAGGUAAAGCUACGCGGAUGCAGCUUUAAAGGCGUCUUCCAUAUUCAGGGCAAUGAAAGGUACUCAUUGACUUUUGAUGAAGCCAAGGAUCUGUGUGAAGCACUGGGAGCAACACUGGCCAGUUUCGAGCAAGUGACUGUUGCACAUAACAAAAGUAUGGAGAGCUGCAGGUACGGCUGGAUCAGCGAUGGAAAUGUUUCUAUUUCUCGGCAUAUAUCAAACAGUUUGUGUGCAGCAGGCCAGAUAGGUGUUUUCAGUCUUGUUGCUCCUGAGGCGAAACAUGAUGCAUACUGCUAUGAUGAUAAAGAUCUGUCAGACAAAAACUGUUCAUCUGCAAUAAACCCUGAUACCUUGUCCCAGGCUGAGUCAGCAGAUAAUAAGAACCAAACAGAAGCUUCGGCUCAAAUUCCCACUACAGAUAAACCAGAUGAUUUCUACACUGAUACUUCCAAUACUACUGGAUCUGACCUGGAAGAUCCUGAUUUAGUAGAGAAGGAAGAAACUAUUUCAAAUAGCUCUACAGACGCACAUGGAUCAGCUGACGAUUUGGAGGAUCAGAGCCCAGUGUCAACCACUGAGCAGCCAGAAACAAUGGAUAAAAGUACAGAAGAAAACACAAAAGUAAUGCAUAACCUAGACAGCACUGGGUCUGGCAUGGGUGAGCCAAGAGAAAAACCAUACACUGAAGACACACAUGACACACCAGAGCACACAGAGACUACAAAUAAAAAUGAAAGUGACUUCACUGUACAGCCAAAUUUGAGGAUGGGAUCAGAUUCAGCUUCAGCAGCAGAGAACACGCCCAGCAGUGGCUCUACAGAUUGGCUGGUCAUCGUUUUGGUGGUGGUUGCUGUUAUUGCCAUUAUUCUGUUGGCUGCUCUGGUAGCAAAAUACAGGUGGUGUGGGAAGAGCCAGACUCUAAUGAUCACUCCAAAGAGCAGUGAAGGCAAUGGAACAGCAGCAGCUGCUACCAGUGCCCAAGCUCAGGAGAGAGAGCAGGAGAUGGUGACCCUAAUGAACAAGGAGAAGAUCCAAGAGAAUGGCAACACAGAGGAGUUCACAGUCAUUACUCUGGAGGAAUCACCUGAGAAAAAUGAGCAAGUGUGAGAGACAAGACAGGAUGGGGAGAGGGUAAGAGUGAGGGAGAGAGAGAGAGAGAGAGAGAGAGAGAGAGAGAUGGGCCAUGGGACAAUGGGAAGGUUAAAAGCUGUUAGACACCAAGCAGUUGCUAAAAUAUGACUGUGGAAUUUAUGGGAUGAAUACAUUCUUUUUAUAUAUCAAAAAACAAUACAUUUCUUAAUAAUUGUAAACCUUUUAUAUUUGUCAAAAUAGAAAGCACAAAUAAAUAAACCUAAAAGGAAAAGUAUAUAUGAACCCCAGGUAGAAGGAGACAUUCUAAAUUUGAGACUGAGGCUGGAUUCCUUGUAUUUUAUUAUUUCGUUUUGGCUUCAUGGUGAGAGCUGCAGAUGGUAAAUUCAGCAUAGACACAGCCAAUUUCUAAGCUCCACCUUUAGGAAAAGUUUAGGAAAUGGGUUUGUUGUGGAGAAACUUGGCCUACACAGAGACCUGACCUCAACCCGCUGAUCACUGCUGGGAUGAACUGAAAGAUUAAUUUCAAUCCAGACCUUUACAUCGAACAUCAGUGCCCGAGCUUAACAUUGCUGUAUCUGUGAAAAAAUCCAGGAUACACACUUCAAAAUCUUCUGCACAGCUUUCUCAGAGCUUUCCCAGAAGCUGAGUGCUAACUUCCUAUUAUUGUCCACUGUUUUGGAAUAGGAUGUCCAAAAAGCUCAUGGUUAGGUCUCCACAUAUUUUGGCCAUAUACUGUAGUGUAUUUUGUAUGUGAUGUAAGGAAUGGAGUGGAAGGAUUUCAGCCCAUUCUUAGUGAUGUCCCUUUCUGCAUCUGAGUUUAAUGGUUAGGUGGUGAACGCUAAACAUGAACAUGGCGAGUAAACAAAGCUUUCAAAAAGAUUCUAGAAAAGUACUUUAAAGCACAAUCAAGAUUUAGAGCAAUUAAAUUGAAAAAAAAUGCCACUUAUUUGCUGUCAGCAUUGAAACUGGGCAUUCUGAGACACUUUUACAAAUGUAAUGCAAAUUCUCUUGUUCUGUUGUUAAUUAAGAGAAGAUCCCUUAAAUUUAAUUUAAUUUGAAUACUAUUAUAUGCAAAGAAUUAUUGGUUUGCAAGGAUAGAAAGGUGCAAAAUGAUGUAAAGUUGUAAAUAAGGGCCAGCACAGACUGCUAGCACAGACCCAUCAUAGUGCUUUCAUUUUCUCUUUAGCAAGUUAGAAAACCAGCAAGAAAGAGUGGCUGGAGGAAUGCACUGCUAAUUAGAAAGGAACAAUAAGGUCCACAACUGUGUUUUUCUAAAAAUGUUACCUGUAUUAGGUUUGUGUAAAUUUAGGUUUUUUUUUUUACCAUUGGAUGGAUAUGUAUAUGGAUUCUUA